Lycium ferocissimum is the source of this 834-nucleotide messenger RNA. RefSeq names its product ATP synthase subunit d, mitochondrial. The record is from RefSeq and is a predicted model, not a curated record. Gene Ontology annotation, molecular function: proton transmembrane transporter activity. Gene Ontology annotation, biological process: proton motive force-driven ATP synthesis. Lineage: Eukaryota; Viridiplantae; Streptophyta; Magnoliopsida; Solanales; Solanaceae. The transcript has 5 exons. The coding region runs from base 77 to 583 and encodes 168 amino acids.
CGUAUCAUACUAGGCAAACAGCCAAAUCGCUUCUCUCAAACAUUUUAUCAAACACUUAAAAGGAGUGCGAGUGAAAAUGAGCGGUACAGUGAAGAAGAUCGCCGAUGUAUCAUUCAAAGCCGGUAGGACUAUUGAUUGGGAAGGAAUGGCGAAGCUUCUGGUCACCGAUGAAGCCAAAAAGGAGUUCUCUAAUCUCCGUCGCGCUUUCGAUGAUGUCAACUCCCAACUCCAGACCAAGUUCAGCCAGGAACCUGAACCUAUCAACUGGGAGUAUUACAGAAAAGGAAUUGGUUCUCGCUUGGUAGACAUGUACAAAGAGGCCUACGACAGCAUUGAGAUCCCCAAGUUUGUGGAUACGGUGACUCCUCAGUAUAAACCAAAAUUUGAUGCAUUGUUGGUGGAGCUGAAAGAAGCCGAGCAGAAAUCUCUAAAGGAAUCCGAAAGAUUAGAAAAAGAAGUUGCAGACGUGCAAGAGUUGAAGAAAAAACUUAGCACCAUGACAGCUGAAGAAUACUUCGAGAAGCAUCCUGAGCUCAAGAAGAAGUUUGAUGAUGAAAUUCGAAAUGAUUACUGGGGCUACUAGUCGGCUUCAUACAGUGGGUUCGGGUCAACUUUAGGAUCGAUUAUCCAAGUUUUUCAUCCCUGAUUAGGAAUAAAAGAAAAAGAACUACUACUUGGUUUGUUUCAUUUUCUGGGUCUUUUGGAAAAUGUUAACUACAGUGAAUCUCAUCACUUGGACAUGCAAAUGUGGCCUCGCCUUGGAGGCAAACGAUGUUUUGAGUGGAAAAAUAGAUCAAAAUUCCAUCAAUGAAGCAAAUCUUGAAUUCUUUUUUU